Sardina pilchardus (European sardine) is the source of this 777-nucleotide messenger RNA. Its product is annotated as fucolectin-like. The transcript has 5 exons. NCBI's taxonomy places the organism in Eukaryota, Metazoa, Chordata, Actinopteri, Clupeiformes, Clupeidae. The coding region runs from base 1 to 777 and encodes 258 amino acids. The record is from RefSeq and is a predicted model, not a curated record.
AUGGAGGGGCGCUAUGUCAGCAUUUUCAUUCCUGGGGAGGGGAAACAGCUGGCCUUGGCUGAAGUGCAGGUGUUUGGAAAACCUGCAGAGAACCUGGCCCUGGGUAAAGAAGCCAAACAGUCCUCUUUCUUCUCUUACGACAACCGAUAUUCGUUCGCACCGAUGGCUGUAGACGGCAGCCGUGCCAACUCAGACUUCCCUUUGUGUUCUGGUACGAAUGGCCUUGACCACCCCUGGUGGUUGGUGGACCUGUUGGAGGACUACAUCGUGACCACGGUCACCAUCACCAGCCGGGAUGAUUGCUGCGAACACCUCCUCAUCAAUGCUGAAAUCCACGUUAGCAGUUCUCCAGAGAUCGACACAUACAGCAACAACUCCUUAUGUGUGGUCAUGGAGGAUGGAAUUCCACGUGGAGCGACGAACACAUAUGUAUGUCCAGACAUGACUGGUCGUUAUGUUGCCGUCCUUCAACGUGGACAAGGGGCAUAUGUCUUCUUGUGUGAAGUGGAGGUGACUGGUGUGCCUGCAGUCAUUCCCACUCCAACUCCAGUACCCACCACUACCACCAUCCCUCCCCCCAGCCCUCCUCCCCCCCUCACACUCCUGGUCAGUGGACGCACCCUGGUGCUGGUCCGUGAGCAGCUGAGCUGGUACGAUGCCUUGCUCCACUGCCGGAGCUUCUACAGGGACCUGGCCGGCCUGCGUAGCCCAGAGGAGCAGCUGGAGGUCGGGGAGGCCCUGCUGCUCCGAUGCUCUCCAGCGUCUGGUACUGGAUGA